Pristis pectinata (smalltooth sawfish) is the source of this 6970-nucleotide messenger RNA. RefSeq names its product RNA binding motif protein 27 (gene rbm27). The transcript has 21 exons. NCBI's taxonomy places the organism in Eukaryota, Metazoa, Chordata, Chondrichthyes, Rhinopristiformes, Pristidae. Gene Ontology annotation, cellular component: nucleus. Gene Ontology annotation, biological process: mRNA processing. The record is from RefSeq and is a predicted model, not a curated record. Gene Ontology annotation, molecular function: RNA binding; metal ion binding. Bases 341 to 3358 code for a protein of 1005 amino acids.
AAAAAUCCUCCCCUUUCGCAUUUCAACAUUUGUUUUAUAAUAAGAGUGCGGGAGAAAGUCCAAAUUUGGACUGAUCGAUUGAUCAUCUCCACACAGGCCGCCGACUCCAAUCUAACUCGCUCCCGACUACUUGUCCCGCCCCCCCCGUCCUCCGUCUGAUUGGUCUGUUGGGGCGGAGAGGGGGCUGGUGAUUGGCGGCGGGCUCCGUCAGUCGGUCGGUGUGUGGGGUCGCGGUGCGCUGCGGCCUUGCUCCUGGUUUGUUGUCAUGUCGCUUGUGGACUUUCACUGAGGCUGAUCAUUCUGAUGGUGAAGCUGGCACUGGGUUAGAGACCUUGGGAAGAUGAUCAUAGAGAAUCUGGACGCUUUCAGAUCCUGGUUGUCAAGGGCGCUGGACCCUAUUUGUGACGCUGAUCCUUCAGCUUUAGCAAAGUAUGUUGUGGCUUUAGUUAAGAAAGACAAGCCAGAAAAAGAACUGAAGGCUUUGUGCGUUGAUCAACUGGACGUAUUUCUGCAAAAAGAAACUGUUGGCUUUGUGGACAAACUUUUUGAUGCUUUAAGCACAAAGAACUACGUGCCACGACCAGAACAACUUGUCCAGGAGACCUUGAAGCAGGACAUGCAGCCUACGUGGCAAGAGAGGGAGGACAAAAAAGAAGUUCCCCUCUAUGAUGAGGACCAAGAUGGUAGAAAACCUUUAUUAAAGAAAAGUCACAGUCCUUUUAAACCCCUAUUAGGGCCUAUUGAUACAAGAACUCGCGACGAGAAAAAACGUGAAGAACGACGGCGCAGAGACUUUGAGAGAUAUCCCCAUUCUAGAGAUCUUUAUCGAGAUCGAUAUGACCGUCGAAGAGGCAGAAGUUAUAGCCACAGUCCGUCAAAGACCAAAAGUCGAAGUCGCAGUCGCAGUAGAGACCGGAAUCGAGUCCUUGGCCGCAGCAACAGCACAAGCAGGGAUCAGCAUAAGGAGAGAUCGAAGUUUGAAUUGGAAAGAAAUGAGGCCACGGAGAACAUGUAUGUUCCUAGUUGUACAUCAGUAAGCAGUUCAGCUGAUCAGUAUUAUGCUGGAGGGCCCCCUGCUCCAAGUGCAGUAACUGUGGUAGCUCCUGUCCACCACCCUGACAACACUACUGAGAGCUGGUCUAAUUUCUAUAACAACCACACGGGCACAAAUUCCUUCGGUAGAAAUGCAGCUCCAAAACGCCGGUGCAGAGACUAUGAUGAGAAAGGUUUCUGUAUGCGUGGUGAUCUCUGCCUCUUUGAUCAUGGUAAUGACCCGUUAAUAGUGGAAGAUGUCACUCUUCCUGGGAUGAUCCCGUUUCCGCCACCACCUCCAGGCUUGCCUCCGCCAGGCCAUCAGUUGCCUCCGCCGGGCCAUCACUUGCCUCCGCCUCUACCAGGUCUGCCUCCAAGCUUGAGGUUACCUCCUAUACCACCACCUGGACAGCCACCUCCUCCUGGUAUCCAUUCUGUAUCUGGACCACAUCCAAUCUCAAAAAGCAGUAUAGAUGGUAUUGAAGUCUCUGGCACUGGUACAGUACCCACGUUGCCACCACCCGGAUUACGGCCCCCACCUUUACCACAGUAUCCACCAUACGCAACUUCAGAAUAUAACUAUGAGCCUGAUGGGUAUAAUCCUGAGGCACCCAGUAUUACUGGUGGUGCUAGGCCUCAAUAUCGACACUAUAUCCCACGAGUUCAGACGGAGCGUCCUAAUUUGAUUGGAUUAACAUCCAGCACCAUGGAUAGUCCUCAGCGAGUACCUACAAAAAUUAAUCAAGCAGAGGUCUGCCUAGCUGCAGCUGCCAGCAACAAUGCUUCACGUGUAGUCAUUGAACCUGAUUCCAGGAAGAGAACUGUGGUUGCUGUAGACGGGCCACCAAUGAAAAAACUUUGGAUGGAAAAGCAACAUUUUAACCAUCAAAACAAGCAAGGUUUUCAGAAGAAAAUUCAACACGCUUAUGAUAACACAAAGCUGGAGGUUCGCAAGAUCCCAAGGGAAAUGAACACCAUUACCCAGCUAAAUGAACACUUCAGUAAAUUUGGUACUAUUGUCAACAUUCAGGUUGCAUUUGGAGGUGAUCCAGAAGCAGCUCUUAUUCAGUACUCUCAGAACGAGGAGGCAAAGCGAGCCAUUUCCAGUACUGCAGCAGUAUUGAACAACAGGUUUAUUAGAGUGUAUUGGCACAGAGAGAACAAUGGGAUUCAACAUCAGCAUCAGCAUGAAGUACAGGCGCAACAGUUAGCAGUAUCGCAGCACAACACUGUUCAUAAGAUUUUAAACCGAAACCAAAGUCCAGGGUCUUUUGUGCUGACAAAUACACCAGCAAAGCAACGACUUGGGUCAGUGGGUGGAAGUCAGCCUGAUGGGUUGCAAUCCAGUUCAAACCAGUUUGGGGCUGGUGGAGAAGCUUCACAGGUACUUCCUUCACCCACAAGUCUGGUAAAGGCAGGCUAUAGUUCCUCUGCCACAAAGACAAAUCAUAAGUCUUCUGUAGCAUCCAGUAAAGCACUUGAAACUAAAGAAGCUUUAAAGAAAAAACAGGAAGCUUUGAAAUUGCAGCAAGAUAUGAGGAAGAAAAAACAAGAGAUGCUGGAAAAACAAAUUGAGUGCCAGAAGGUAUUAAUUUGCAAGUUGGAAAAGAAUAAAAAUAUGAAAACAGAGGAGAGAGCCAAAAUUAUGAAAACAAUUAAAGACUUAACGGAAAGAAUAUCACAAUUGCGAGAUGAAUUAAAAGCUACAUCAGCAUCAACACCACCAGUUCCAUCACAACCAAAAUCUAAAUCUGAUGCACAGAAGGAGUUACUGGAUGCAGAACUGGAUUUCCACAAGAAGCUUAACUCGGGAGAAGACACGACAGACUUGCGUAAAAAGCUGAACCAGCUCCAAGUGGAGGCUGCACGAUUGGGUAUUCUUCCAGGAGGACGUGGUAAAGCCAUGCAGACACGAGGCAGAGGUCGAGGCAGGAGUGUGAGGGGAAGAGGUGCACAGAUGCAUAUGGUGGUUGACCACAGACCCAAAACAUUAACAGUAUUUGGCUUUACAGAGGAGGAAAAAGAUGAAUUAAAUCCACAUUUUUCGAAAUUCGGAGAAGUGGAAGACUUCCAAGAGGAUACUCCUUUAAGUGUUAGAAUAACAUUUAAGACGAGAAUUGAAGCAGAAAAUGCUGCAAAUCAGGGUACAAAGUUCAAAGGUCGAAACCUUCAGAUCUCCUGGUACAAGCCAAAAGCACCUUCAGUAUCAACAGAACCAGAGGAGGAGGAAACAAAAGAAGAGGCGUCAGAGCCCGUGGAUCCUUUCUUUCGUGAAGAUGAUGACGAUGAAGAGGAAGAUGACGAAUCUCGCUCCUGGAGACGAUAAUGGGAUUUAGAAUUUUCAUACUAUCGUUAUGAACUUUUGUGAAUUUUUUUGUGUUUAAAUAUAUUUACUAAUUUUACAGAAACAUUUUUAUUGUAUUUAAAGAAGAAAAAUGAGUUUGCAGCAUUUUGGUGAGAAAUACAAAAAAAGUUAGUUUCUUUCCUUUCAGUGCUUUUAGGAUACAUGCCCCAAAGGAAGUAACUCACAGAAUGAUUUGGGGGAGAAAUAUAGGUGAAAUAGGGAAUAACCAGAAAUAUUCUGCUUUCGCAGAAGUCCUUGUAUGAAUGUAUAUUAAAAUUGUGUAUAUACUUUGCCUUUUUUUUGAUCAGAAGAGCAUUUAAGCCUGUAAGUAAAUUUUGAUAGGUGUUUUUUUCCCCUUUUUUAAAAAAGAAAGAACAAUUGAAACACCAAAAUCCAUCUCAGAUGGAGAGUGAAUUAAUUGAAAUAUUGAGUUCCAUGUAGGAAAGUUGAGGAGAAAGAGAGAGAGUUCACUUUACGAUCCUAAACAACUUGUGUUUUUUAUUCCUCAGCUGUGUGGUGGGUUUAAAAAAAGUGUCCCUUUGGUAAGCAACAAAGAUACUGUAGAACCAAGAUGGCAUCUGUUAACCAAUUCUGUAUUUAAUUGGAUAAAGUAUGGCAUUCCUUGAAGCUGAGCUAUGUGAAUGGUAGAUAUUUAGCAAGCUAUUUUAAAGCUGCAAUAUCCCACUGCUUUGAUUAAAAUGCUAAACUAGAUAUCUUAUUAAUUUGCUAUUUAUCAAAUCCUUUUUUUUAAAAAAAUGGAAAUUUCUCAACAUUGUCAUUGCUUGAAUUUGCUUUUCAUAAUCUUCCAUUGGCUGUGCAUUGUUGAUUUUGUUUUAUUUGGUUUCUCUGUCACCCCAGGACAGCUUAAAAGAUCAGACAUGGUAAUGUUGCUCCAUGUUUGAUAUUACAUUAAUAAUACCAGAUAAGGGAAUAUAUCAAUGUAUUUUUUCCCUUGAUUUGACAUGAUAGUGUUGGUAAAGGAGCAAGAUUAUUCUUUAUUUUUCAACUGCUUAAAAAAAAGUAACUUUAAAAGUAGGAAAUAAGCAUUGCUUUUAGUAGUGGAUACUAAAUGGGUCAAGUUUACAGAAGAAAUUAUCUUCAAGAAGUCUCCUGGCCCACCAUUCCUGAUUCCUAUCUUACAAGUUGUUAUUAAAAUAUUAAGUGUUCACCGAUCAGUCAAGGUUGAGCAGACUUCAGAGAUUAAGAUCUAUGGAAGGGAAGAAGAAUUAUUUCCUCAAGAUUGAACUACAAUUCCCGUUGACAGUUGUACAAGUAAAAUGGCUGUUUGUUGUUGUGAGGCUUCAAUUACAUUGAGAUCAUCCACAGUGGAGAUGAUAUUAGUAAUCCAUAUGGCAAUAUUUCAAGAAGUUCACGAUCAAAAUUCAUUCCAUUUCUCUUAUUGCACAUAUAAACCCCUGUUUAUUUCAAAAUUGGAUUUGGGUGUAGGGAAUUGCAGAGUAAGAUGCUGAAUUUUUUUUUGCACAAUUUCAUGCAUUUUUUUUCUUGCACUGGGAUAACUUCCAAAAUAUUGUCUCGUAUUAGUUUUGCUGGUUUGAUAAACUGCAGAAAUAAUAGCUCUUAAAGUGAUAAGGAAUUUCUGAAGAUUGCAUCAAGGCAAAAAAAACUGCACACUACAAAAAAAAGUCACUAAGUACUGUUAACGUUAAAAAGCUUGAGGGUUUUAAUUUUCUGAAACUAAAAUAAAGAUGCACUUGUAGAUGCAUGUUUAACUGAUGUAAACCAAUUUAUUUUCAAUUUCUGUGGAAAUGCAGCUUUAAAUAGAACAGUUAUCACAUGCAGCAUCUGAGUGAAAUAAAACACAGUUGUUGGUAACAGAAUACCACCUUACAAGCAGCUCUUUUGAGGUUUAUGAAGUAAAAUCUUGUUUAAGCUCACUUAUGUCCUGAAAACCAUAAUGUCUAUAUUGUGGGAGUUUCAGGUUCCUACCAUAAGGAUUAAUUCCUUUGCGGAUCCUGAAACUCCUGAAUCUGUAACAUCUGUGUUCUACAGCUGUUUCUUUUAUAUAAAGAAAUAUGACUGCUGCAAGGAAAUUUGACCAUUACUUUUGAUGACAAUUUCAGAUGAUGAAAUAAUGAGGAAAAACUGGAAACAGUGCCAUCUUGUGAUUAACCUAGUUACCAUCACACUGUUGUAAUUGUACAAUCCAAGUCUGAUGUAUGUAAACUGUGUGACUGCAUAAAUCCCUGCAAAAAGCAGCCACCUUUAUUCAGUUUCAGCAGAGGUAGUCUGCAGAGAAAUUCCUCAACAAUAUCUAUUCAUGAACACUACAGCAUGUUGCACAACUGUCUUGAAGAUUCUUGAGGUUGUUGCUGACGAAUGUAACUUUACUGUGUCUGAAAAUGUAAGUAGUAUAAAUUAUGUGGUCUGACAUAAAUAGCCUUCCUUUCCCUUCCUCUGAAUGAACCGAUGAUGGUUUAAGAGUAAUUUUAAGGUUGGAGCUUAAUUUUGGAGUCAGGUUUAAAAUAAAAAAAAGUGGCUGGUUGUCUCUAACUUAUGGAUACAACAGCUUAAAAAAUUCCACAGUAUCUACCUUACCAAAUGUCACACCACCACUGGUUCACUGUAAGAUAUGUUACACACUUAAAACACCCAUCUUUUCCAUACACAUUUCACAAAACUACUGAAAACUGGAAAUGAGACUUAUCCUUUGAACUUAGCUUGGAUCAAACUUGGCAUUGGUCCUUUGAAACAUGAGCAAACCUGAAUGUCAAAUUUUUUUUGUUCUCUCAGCUAUCUUGCAAGAUUCCAAUUACCUUUGUUAUUUUUUUGUUUUACUUUCUUUCGUUGCCUCUGCUUUAUCCUGUUUGUCCUCGUCUUGUACAAUUUAAUGUCCCGUGCUGUUCAUUUAGAACACUGUUGUGAUGUAGGGAAGGCUGCACUUUUCUUUUUAAUGGAGAGUAUGUAUGGCAUUUACCAUCAUGAAGAGGGAGGAGGGAUAGAGGAGCACUGGGGCUUGAGGUGGUCACUGCCAUGUGAACUUUGAAGGAACAUGCCAUGAUUGGGCUUAACACAAGAUGCAUUGUGUUGAAGAGGACUCAUAGCUGUAGUUAGGCAUUUAGAAUUUACCAUUGUAGAGCUUUUAUUUUGUGGGGUGGGACAACCAGAUAUCCUAUGACUUUCUUUUGUAAGUAAAUACUUGUAUAAUAGUUAUUCAGAAUUGUGAACGCAUAGAAUAUCAAUGUAUUUUUAGGUUGUUUAUGCUAAAAUGUGAAUUCAGUGCAAGUUUCUUGCACUCUUCAGUAAAAUGUUACUUCAUUGGGUGAUAUUGUUGCUGAAUUUGUAACAGUUUAUACGUUUGGAUUUAUGUCUUCAUUUCUGUUUUACUGAUUGUAUCUGAAUUUCUAAUAGAGGCAUGUUCACAUUUGAAAUAAAGUCACACAAUGGAAUGGUUUACAAUAUAAAAUGUUUAAAAAGAUUAAAAAUGAUAUAUAUAUAUAUGGAUAUGGAGGAAAAAGAUGGAAAAGUUUCAAAAGAAUAAUUCAAAAAAAGAAAGUUUAAAAGAAUGAUUUAAAAAAAAGGAAAAUGUUUAAAAAAAAGAAUGAUUUAAAAAAAUUAGUCAAAAAAAACCAUUCC